Molecule: messenger RNA, 2826 nt
Organism: Candidozyma haemuli
Lineage: Eukaryota; Fungi; Ascomycota; Pichiomycetes; Serinales; Metschnikowiaceae
Exons: 1
Coding region: 1-2826 (941 amino acids)
Biological process (GO): peptide catabolic process; proteolysis
Cellular component (GO): cytoplasm
Molecular function (GO): peptide binding; zinc ion binding; metalloaminopeptidase activity
Source: RefSeq, a predicted model, not a curated record
AUGGGCACGGACGAUUUAAGCCCUAAAAUCGAGGACCUCAGCAUCCAGCUGCCUCUUCUGAUCUCCAAUGCUUUUUUGCCCGCCGGUUACGAGCUUUCAUUGGCCAUAGACCACCAGAAACCUAACUUCAAGGGAUCUGCCACCAUCAAGCUUUCCAAGAACCCAUCAUGCACGUCAGUUCCACAAACUUUCGAGUUCCGUUUGCAUAGCAAGAACUUGGUUGUGCUUUCGGCAAAGCUUGUUAUUGAGGGAGAGUCUCCUAUAAAAUUGAGCAUUGCCAACCGCAGGGAAUUGCAAAUGGUGGUACUUACAUGUGAGACUCCGACCGAAGAGAUACUCUCCAAGUCUCCCAAACUUGAAAUCUCCUACAUGGGAACAGUGAACCACAUUCAAACUUAUAGAGAUCAAACUUAUGGUAUCUUCAGAACGAAUUACUCUGAUUCUGUUGAAGGUAGAUCGGAUAAUUACAUCAUUGCAACCCAUUCGCAGCCAUAUGGUGCCAGAACUAUAUUUCCAUGCAUUGACGAGGUCAACGUUAGGGCACCCAUUUCCCUUACCAUUACUGCUCUUGCGAAGUUUAAAGUGAUUUCUAACUCGCCCUUGGCUUCUCAGUCGUACAUUGACAUGACUGACAUGGCUACAUUCAGUUUCAACGAAACACCUUCAAUGCCUACUUCCACCUUCGGCUUUGUCAUUGGUGACCUUGAGUUUUUGGAAAGCAAGGCUGGUGAUAUUCCUGUCCGCUUUGCAACCACAAAAGGUGACGGCUAUUUGGCAACUUACGCUCUUGAUUGCACCACUGCUCUUCUCACUGAGUUGGAGAAGAUCUUCGGUGUACCAUACCCAUUACCAAAGCUUGACAUAGUCACAUUGCCAUUCUUUAGUGAAGGCGCAAUGGAGAAUUGGGGCAUGAUCAAUGUCAUUAAAGAAAGUAUCUUUAUUGGAGAAGACCCCUACACUGGGGUUGAAACGCGACAGCUUCUAGCUCACCAAUUGACUCACCAGUGGUUAGGUAAUCUUAUAUCUUUUGAUGAUUACAAAUACAUGUGGUUGACUGAGGCAUUGGCAACCUUUGUGGGUGAUUACGCUCUCUCGGUAGUCGGUAUUGAACCUGAAGAUAGCUCCAGAUACGAUAUUGGCAAAUCAGAGCACUUGGAAGCCGUCAUGGAUGUCGACUGCUUCUACGGUCAGCCUAUUCCAAGCUUAAAUGAGCACAUGAACCAAGUUGACACUGGUAAGAAUGCUAAGACAGACACGAUGUUUGAGAAGACCUCAUACGAUAAAGGUAUGGUUUUGCUCAACAUGAUAGCUACCAUGUUUCAGCUUGAAUCAAAGGCGGAUACGAUACGACCAUUCUUUGAGCAUUUCAAACAAGUGCUCACGAAAUUUAAGUACCAGGCCAUAAAACCUUUUGAUAUUUGGACGUCACUCAAUGAGCACGUAUCUUUUGACCUCCCUACGUUUGUCCAUUCGUGGAUUCAGUACUCAGGGUUCCCUUGCUUGAGAGUUUCAGCGGAUGGUGCGGGCUUGAAGGUCACCCAAAGCCGCUUUCUUUACGACGGGGAUGCUGUUGCAUUAGGUCUUGAAAACGCACCAUACAACGUUCCUCUUGCGAUUAGAGCCAAGAAAGAAACUGGUGAGGUGAUAAACAUCAAUGUUCUUCUUUCCGAUAGGUCUACGAAGUUGGAGAUCAAACCUGAUCAAUUGAUCAGUUUCAACUUCCAUAAGCAAUUCUACUACAAGGUUGUUUAUGAUCCAGAGGUAACAAGCCACCUUCUUGCCAAGAUGAAAGCGAAUGAAAUGGACCCACUCGAAAUAAUUGGUCUUCUUAAUGAUUAUGGCAGAAUUCUUGGGCAGCCAUUCCAUAAGGAUGAAGAAUCGCUCUUCGGAAAGAACCAAUUGAUCACCCUCGUAUCUAUUAUCAAUGUUUUGGCCUCGGAAUCCUGGGAGAUAAAUUACGAGGUUCUCAAAGUCGCCCUCAAUUUCUUGGAAACAAUCAACAAUAUCAUGCUCCAUUUUAGCGACUACAAGCAGUUUAAAGUCUGGGUAGAUGCAGUGAGCUUGAAACUCUUUGAGAAGAUCGGGUCUUGGGAUAAAGUUUUGGAACAGGAAGACAUUGAUUACGACAGGGUUGAGUAUGAAUGCAGAAAUGUUGUUUUGCAACUUGCCUGUGAAAGCUCAGCAGCUCAGAAUGUGGCCAAGAAGCUUUUCAAGAGUUUGAUUCAUUCCGGCGUGGCGAAGAAGUUUGUACCCAGAGAGUUGUUUUCGAGUAUGUUUAAUGUGACGAUGCACCAGGCAAACAUGAGUGACUACAAGCAGAUCUUAGCACUUGUCAAGAACUCCAACGUUUCGUACUUGAAACAUACAAAUGGUGGUUCCCAACAACUUCAGACGGCGGCAGUCUCAUCCCUUGCAUUUUCCCGCCUGAGGGAUCUUUUGAACAAGACUCUCCACUUUGUUGACUCCAACAUUGAUUCCAAGAUGAUUGAGCUUGCAUUGAUUGGGUUCAAAUUCCAGCAUGAUACCGCCCACAAGGAGUUACUUUGGGCAUGGUACAAGGUUAAUUACGACCAGUGGGUCAAGAGAUCACUUAGAAAAGGGUCCGACUGGGCCAAGCAGAUUCACAAAGCGUUGACUAACAUCACCAAAAUGGUCUUGGGUGAAAUCAUGCAAUACAAGGGCGAGGAGCUCCAGGCCUUCGUCAACGUCAAAGCCAAGCUGCUCCCGCCACACGGCCUUAUAGAGACGUGGGAAGAGGUCCAGGCAGACAAUGAAGAAAGAAGAGCUGUGGCCAUGUUUUACAAUGAUAUGGUUGCAAAUUUGUAA